AUGUUUCAGUUCCAGUUUGAACUGGAAUCAGACCUACUAGCUGUUCUUGAGAAAAGACCAUACCACUAUGCUAGAUGGAUGGUCAUACUCCAACGAUGGGAGCCUACUAUCUCACCUUCCUUUCCGUCGCUGAUACCUUUUUGGAUUAAAGUUCAAGGUAUACCUUUACAUCUCUGGGAAGAAGGUACAAUCAAAAGCAUUGGUGAGGAUAUCGGAAUCUUUGAAACGUACGAGAUUACUCCCACCUCGGUACGUAUGAGAGUUCAGAUAAACGGCCGACUACCCCUUAUAACAUCCUUUGUCAUCGAGUAUUCAACUGGAGAAGAAGUAACCGCCACGCUGAUAUAUGAGAAGUUAGAGAAACACUGCUCAAAAUGUUUCCAACUGGACCAUGAGAUUAAAGACUGUCUGGCUGCAAGGGCAGAGAAGAAACCUAAAGAAAAAGAAUAG
Messenger RNA from Brassica oleracea var. oleracea, 450 nucleotides. RefSeq lists its product as uncharacterized. The coding region runs from base 1 to 450 and encodes 149 amino acids. NCBI's taxonomy places the organism in Eukaryota, Viridiplantae, Streptophyta, Magnoliopsida, Brassicales, Brassicaceae. The transcript has a single exon. The record is from RefSeq and is a predicted model, not a curated record.